AUGUGUUUUGUGCUUCUAGGGACAUUAUCAAGUGGACUUACAGCAAGUAUUGAUAGUAAACUAGAAAUGAAAAAAUCUAUUGACAAUUGUGAAACUGAAUUCAGUUUUACUUGUUUGAAGUUGGAAUUUGUAAAACUUCUUGAACGAUUAAUCGAACGUAAAGAAAUCGAUAUACUACCUGGGAUUAGUUUAAUCCAGGAUACGAGUGUUACAGUGCAAAAGAAUACAGAACUAAUUGCUGAAAUUGCCCGAAGUUUUCCAAAAGAUCCUGACCAGCGUUUAAAUGCAUUCAUAGUUACAAAAUUCAAAAACUUCCUGCAAUCCCAUUCGUUACGGUUUAAGUUGUUAACAUCAGAUGAUUCAUCAUCGUCAACUGAAGGAUCUGUAACAACUGGAAGAAAGGGUAAAUUUCACAAAAAAGGAGGCAUGGAAGCACUCUUAGCUGCCGGUUUAAUGAUGAAAGGAACAUUAAUGGCUUUGGGAAUGGGCACUCUAGCACUAAUAGCUGGCAAGGCUCUGAUUACAGGACUAAUGGCAUUAACACUCUCAGGUGUUAUUGGAUUAAAGGCUCUAGCAUCGUCAGGAGGCAAGUCAACGACUUAUGAAAUUGUUGCCAAACCUGUCUACACUUCAUCGCAUUCGCACUCUGUGAGUCAUGAUGAGGGUGGACAUGGUGGCCAUCAUAGUGGACACAGUGGCAGUGGCUAUGGAGGAGGUUAUGGAAGAUCGAUUAAUUUGGAUUUGCCACAUCAUUUAAAGGCACCUGAACUGAACUGAAUGAAGUAGGAGAUUUAA
Messenger RNA from Episyrphus balteatus (marmalade hoverfly), 795 nucleotides. RefSeq lists its product as uncharacterized. Bases 1 to 777 code for a protein of 258 amino acids. The record is from RefSeq and is a predicted model, not a curated record. The transcript has 3 exons. Lineage: Eukaryota; Metazoa; Arthropoda; Insecta; Diptera; Syrphidae.